AUGUGGAUACUACCAUUAGUAGGGUAUCUGGGAGUGAUAAUAGGAUUCUGCUUUCUCACUUUAGCCAUAGCUCGCCGGCUUUUAUCUCGCCUGAUAUACGGCAUAAUAACGAUCCAGAUUCUGCUCCUUCUUGUGGACAAAUUCCCCUUCUCACUCUCCCUCCUCAGUAUCGGCUCCCACAUCGUCUACGCAAGCAAUCUCCGCCGCUUUCCCAUAGUGAAACUCUCAGACCCGUUUUUCAUCCUUUCCUGUUUCCUCGUUGGCCUCAACCACUGGCUAUGGUUCCAGCACUUUUCGAAGCCCACCACACUGCAAAGGAGCUCUACGAGCUGGCGACAGCCGUAUAAUGUUAGCCCCAACGACAUGCCGACGUUUACAGAAGUGGCGUCAUACUUUGGACUCUGCGUGUGGCUAGUGCCUUUUGCGCUGUUUGUUAGUCUGAGUGCGGGAGAGAACGUGCUGCCCACCAUGGGAUCUGAAUAUGCAACUGGCAAACCGGUUCCCACGGCGGGGUUGAGUCGGGGCUCUCUAGGUGCUGAUGGUAAGAAUAAGAACAAGGGCAUGGCGAAGGCGUUAGUUGAUGGUGUGCGCGAGUGGGUUAGUGAAAACGGGGAAUUGAUGGGGUUCUGGAAAGGUGAUCGUGCAAAGAGUUUCUAG
Aspergillus nidulans FGSC A4 is the source of this 657-nucleotide messenger RNA. RefSeq lists its product as uncharacterized. Gene Ontology annotation, biological process: protein retention in Golgi apparatus; endoplasmic reticulum to Golgi vesicle-mediated transport; fungal-type cell wall organization. The record is from RefSeq and is a predicted model, not a curated record. Lineage: Eukaryota; Fungi; Ascomycota; Eurotiomycetes; Eurotiales; Aspergillaceae. Gene Ontology annotation, cellular component: COPII-coated ER to Golgi transport vesicle; endoplasmic reticulum membrane; Golgi membrane. The transcript is spliced from 2 exons. Gene Ontology annotation, molecular function: COPII receptor activity. Bases 1 to 657 code for a protein of 218 amino acids.